AGCCGCAGUGGUGAUUGGUUUUAGUUUGUUAGCUGCCUGGAGCGUUAUUUUAAGAAAGCAGAAGCACCACUGUUUGCCACACUCCUUACAGAUCACACACCUUAACCCUGACUUUUUGGGCUCCAGUUUUUGAAAGAAGUGAAGGCAAGAUGAAGAACCAUUUGCUUUUCUGGGGAGUCCUGGCCAUUUUUGUUAAGGCUUUUCUUGUGACAGCCCAAGAUGAAGAGGAAAGGACUAUUGUUGUGAACAACAAGUGCAAGUGUGCCCGCGUGACUUCCCGGAUCAUCCCUUCUCCCGAAGACCCUAGUGAGGACAUUGUAGAGAGAAACAUCAGAAUCAUUGUUCCUCUGGGCAACAGGGAGAACAUCUCUGAUCCCACCACGCCAAUGAGAACCAAAUUUGUGUACCAUUUGUCCGACCUCUGCAAAAAAUGUGAUCCUGUGGAAGUGGAACUGGAAGAUCAAGUAGUUACAGCCACCCAGAGCAAUAUCUGUAAUGAGGACAACGAGACCUGCUACGCUUAUGACAGAAACAAGUGCUACACAAAUAGGGUGCCACUUUCAUAUGGUGGUAAGACUGUGAUGGUGGAAACAGCCUUGACCCCGGAAUCCUGCUAUCCCGACUAGUUCAAGUCCUUGCUGGCUGCGCAGCUCCCUGUCUUGAAAGGCUCUCCAUUUUGACCCAGAAAAUUAAUAUAUUUACCACCAAUGAAUUUGAAACCAUAUUUUUUUGAUAAUAUAAAACUUUUCCCCAAAGUAAUUGGAAUAGUAACAUUGCUAUUUUUAUUAGGUAAUUACAUUCUAAGUGUUGACUCUGUUAUCAUUCUGGGGUGUAUGAUCUUAAGAAUAUAAUUCCUAACAUUUAAAAGAUAGGUAAGAAGAAAAAAUGAAACUCAAAGUGAAAAUCAGGAUACAGAAUUAAAUUUUGUCUUUUUUUUUUUUUUGCUUUGCCUUGGAGAGCCAGAGCUUUUGCACAUUCUAUGCUGUUCUCUUUUUAAAAAGUAAAACUGUGUAGAGAAAAGUAACGUGUAAACAUAGGUUGAUUAUAGGUCUUCAUUAUGAAAAUGAUUGGAAAACAUGCUUUAGAAAUAUUUAUAAAAAUAGUUAAAUUGGGGUUUUUAAUAUUUAUGAAAUCAGUGAGCUGAAAGGGACAUAAUUAAAUCCAUAUUUAAAAAUAUGUUUUGACAUAAUACAGAUUUGAUAGCAGAUGAUACAAAUUUUUUAGGAUAAUCUAUUUUGGAUAAUCAGGAUAGCAUAAGAAAUUCCCAUUGGAAAUUGUCAAUGUUGUAACUGAAUCUAAUGAAAUAUCUAUUUCAAAAUAUGUAUUCUCUAGCACAGUUUGAAUAAUUAAAUAGAUUCUUAAGCAUA
This is a messenger RNA of Phyllostomus hastatus (greater spear-nosed bat), 1367 nucleotides long. It is a transcript of the gene JCHAIN, whose product is annotated as joining chain of multimeric IgA and IgM. The record is from RefSeq and is a predicted model, not a curated record. NCBI's taxonomy places the organism in Eukaryota, Metazoa, Chordata, Mammalia, Chiroptera, Phyllostomidae. Gene Ontology annotation, cellular component: pentameric IgM immunoglobulin complex. Gene Ontology annotation, biological process: humoral immune response. Gene Ontology annotation, molecular function: immunoglobulin receptor binding. Bases 150 to 626 code for a protein of 158 amino acids. The transcript has 4 exons.